GAUGGAGCAACACCUUUUCAACCCUCAUCAGACCCAUUAAACCCUGGGAUUCUGCAGCAUCGUCCCCUGAAGAUGCAGAAAAUUCAAGUACCAGUAGUUUGGAGGUGAAAGAGAAUCAGGAUGAGAAAACCCUGGAGGAGCAGGACUUUUUAAGAAAAUAUCAUCCCUCAACCUUUUGCACUUUUUCUAGAUGUGAACAAAGAACAUUAAAGAGGCAGCAGCUCCUGGUGGAUGGAAGGGACGGACAGCUCCACCAGAACCACUUGACUAAAAGGUCGUCCUGGGCAGUGGCUCAGAAGAGCGCGGUGGUUCAGCUGAAUGAGUUACGACCAGGUCUGAGGUAUGAGAUCGUGUCAAAAACUGGCCCACUGCAUGCCCCGGUGUUCUCUGUAGCUGUGGAGGUUAACGGUUUUCACUUUGAGGCUCGAGGACCCACCAAAAAACAGGCAAAGAUGAGGGUCGCCGAGCUGGCUCUCCAGUCCUUCGUCCAGUUUCCCAACACCUCCCAGGCUCACACCACCAUGGAGAGGUUCACCAGCACAGCUGUGGACUUCACAGCUGACAAACUGGAGCUGCCUGAUGCCUUCCUCACAGGGUUUGAAUCCUCGCUGCUCGGAAACUACAACCUCCUUCACUGCGAUACAACGAAGACCGAGGUCCGAACCCACAUCUACAGUCCCAAACGGACCAUUCAGUUCACUCUGGAUUUAGUUUCCUCAACAAAUCCAAGGAGACCCCCUGUCAGCACCGCGCUGUUGAAGCACCUGAGUCCAGUAGCGUUGCUCAGUGAGCUGAGACCAGGACUCAGAUACACGUGUCAGGUUGAAAAGGUUCACGGCAGACCCAUGAGGAAUUUUAUUAUGGUGGUCAGGCUGGAGGGGAGGGUGUUCGAGGGCUGUGGUCACAGUAAAAGACGGGCCAAAGCUCAGGCAGCAGCAGAAGUCCUGCAGUCUCUUUACAGCACAAGUCUGGGACCAGAGAGGGACCUGAUGGGCCUCCAGGGAAGCAGGACCAAAAACCAGCUGCCUCAGUUCUUCACAGACUCCAUCUCCCACUUAGUGAAGGAGAAAUACUCCCAGCUGACUGACAGCUGCUCCUCUACCUCACAGCUUCAUCACAAGGUUCUGGCAGGAGUGGUGAUGACCAGAGGUUUUGACGUCAGAUCAGCCCGGGUCGUGUCUCUGGCCACAGGGACAAAGUGUCUGAACCUGGACCACCUGGGUGGGCUYGGCUGUUCUCUCAGUGACUGCCACGCUGAAGUCCUCAGCCGACGAGCGCUGCUUCGGUUCUUCUACAACCAGCUGGAGCUGCUGCUGCGUAAGCCAGCAGAGAGCGAGGAACAAUCGGUGUUUGUACCAAACGAUGGCAGCGCUGGAAGCUUCAGGCUGCAGGAUGGUGUCCUCUUCCACAUGUACGUCAGCUCGUCACCCUGUGGAGACGCUCGACUCAACUGCCCCUACGAGACCACAGCUGCACAUCCCAGCAGAAGGUUCUGCUCUCACCUCAGAGUGAAAGUGAGCGGUGGAGAGGGCACGCUGCCCGUCACAGCACAGACAGCCAAUCAGGAAUGGGAUGAUGAGUCGCAGGGUAAACCUGUCACCAGCAUGUCCUGCACUGAUAAAAUAGCUAAGUGGAGUGUUGUGGGCCUCCAGGGGGCUCUGCUGUCUCACCUGGUGGAGCCGGUUUACCUGAGCAGCCUGACGGUGGGAACGCUGAGCCACACGGGUCACCUGGGCAGAGUCAUGGCACGCCGCCUGGCGCCCGUCAAACGCCUGUCCCUGCCCUACCGGCGACAGCAGCUGCUGCUUGGCUGUCUGAGCAGCCGGGAGGUUCAGCCUGCAGGGAAGUCCUCCAAUACGAGCCUGAACUGGAGCUCCGGUGAUGGAGGCCUGGAGGAGGUCAGCACCUCCACAGGGAGGAGACAGGAUUCAGGGACUCCGUCACGGCUCUGCAGACGCUCCCUGUUCACCUGCUGGCUGAGGCUGCAGGAGAAGUUAAACGGACCUGCUUUUGGCCCUGAAGGCACCACAGUGAUGUAUUCUUCUUCCAAGAUGGCCGCCGGGCGUUACCAGAGGGCGGUGCAGCGGUUCAGCARCUCUCUGCAGGGUGGAGGUCUGGGAACAUGGGUCAGAAAACCACCAAGGUUCAGCCACUUCAGUGUCAGUGUGUGAAAAACUGAGUCAGAGGCUGAAAACAACAAAGAAGAAAGGAUUUAACUUGAAACUGUUUUUAUUUUAAGUCAAAUUUGGACCUUGUGUUCAUCUGCUGCUGAGGCUGAGGCAACAUUAAACACUGUUAGGGAGAAAAAAUGCCUCAUUUUAGAGAAUGUAACAGGUAAUUUGAGUUUUACAGCUUUUUGUUAKCAAACUGCACGUCUCUGACAGACACUGCUGAUGUGAUUCUAGAUAAAAUGAUGAGUCAAGGUUUGAUUUAGCUGCUUCUGUGAUCAGUGUUAGAUAAAAAAAACAAGAAUUACAUUUUGGAUAAAUGAGCAUAACGUUGUGAUGUUUCCCAGAGUUUUAAAGCAUCAAAUCUUUGCAAAACUGUCUCUUCCUGAUCCUCAUAAACCAGACUUCAACCUCUGAACCUGAAACUUUCCUCAACUGAACCAGCGUUUGUCCCAAACUGGGAGAAAUGCUUUAGUAAUGUGAUCCUGUGAGCAGAUUUAUUUAUUUUUUGUUUCUUUAAAAUAAUUUGUGUUCAUGAAGUAACUUAACCCUGUUUGUUUUUAACCCUUUAGUGAAGUGUUUUUAAGAAUCUCAGGAAAGUGAGAGCYUGCUGCCAUCUACAGGCAGAGUCCAGGAAUUGUUUGUGUUUUUCCCUUCAUGUCGUCUCUUUUAGACAUUUAAAUUAAUCACAGAAAUCCCUUAGUUUGUUCUGUACCACCUGGUGUUUGUUUAUGAAAACCUUCACAUUAUUUUCUGUUGAAAUCCUCUUUAUAAUUA
Molecule: messenger RNA, 2945 nt
Organism: Austrofundulus limnaeus
Lineage: Eukaryota; Metazoa; Chordata; Actinopteri; Cyprinodontiformes; Rivulidae
Product: double-stranded RNA-specific editase B2
Biological process (GO): adenosine to inosine editing; RNA processing
Cellular component (GO): cytoplasm; nucleolus
Molecular function (GO): double-stranded RNA binding; double-stranded RNA adenosine deaminase activity; adenosine deaminase activity
Source: RefSeq, a predicted model, not a curated record